UUUAGGAGGGGGCUAAAGGAGGGUCUUAGUUCUCACUGACUGAGACUUGCCUGUUCCCCUGCCCCCUGUCCUCUCUGUUCUCCAGCAUGGUGUGCUUGUGUUUCCUGGGAGGCUCCUGGAUGACAGCUCUGAUGUUGAUAUUGAUGGUGCUGAGCCCUCCCCUGGCUUGGGCCAGGGACACCUCACCACAUUUCUUGUUCCUGGGGAAGGCCGAGUGUCAUUAUCCCAACGGGACGGAGCGGGUUCGGCUUCUGGACAGGUACUUCUAUAACGGGGAGGAGUAUGUGCGCUUCGACAGCGAAGUGGGGGAGUUCCGGGCGGUGACUGAGCUGGGGCGGCCCACUGCCAAGUACUGGAACGGGCAGAAGGACUUCAUGGAUCAGAAACGCGCCGAGGUGGACACGGUCUGCAGACACAACUACGGUGUUGAUGAGAGCUUCACGGUGCAGCGGCGAGUUGAGCCGACAGUGACCGUGUUCCCCUCGAAGACGCAGCCCCUGCAGCACCACAACCUCCUGGUCUGCUCCGUGAAUGGUUUCUAUCCAGGCCACAUUGAGGUCAAGUGGUUCCGGAACGGCCAGGAGGAGGAGACUGGGGUCGUGUCCACAGGCCUGAUCCGUAAUGGAGACUGGACCUUCCAGACCCUGGUGAUGCUGGAAACAGUUCCUCAGAGUGGAGAGGUCUACACCUGCCACGUGGAGCAUCCAAGUCGCACGAGCCCUAUCACCGUGGAGUGGAGGGCUCAGUCUGAAUCUGCACAGAGCAAGAUGCUGAGUGGAAUCGGGGGCUUUGUUCUGGGUCUGCUCUUCCUGGUGGUGGGGCUGUUCAUCUACUUCCGGAAUCAGAAAGGACACUCUGGACUUCAGCCAACAGGACUCCUGAGCUGAAGUGGAGAUGCUGACACUCCAGGAAGAACCUUCUUUUCAGGCUUCCUCACACAGUGAAAAUGUUUCCUGUUUGGCUCGUAUUCUUCCACAAACACAGUGCUUUCUCAGGAUUUGGUUUGCCCUGGGUUCAGUGACCGUGCAGAACCUGUCCUCCCUGAUGGCUCCCUCCACCCCGUCCUUGACCUGGAAGCCCCAGUACUGACUGCAGUUCCUUAUCUUCAUUCUCUCCCAGCUCCGUGUGUAUUCAGCCCCUUAAUGCCUCCUUUACAUUGGAACUCACCUCUGUUCACGUGUCUUUAUCAGCUUUUCUCAAAUAAACAUGGAGUGACAAUCA
Felis catus (domestic cat) is the source of this 1221-nucleotide messenger RNA. Its product is annotated as DLA class II histocompatibility antigen, DR-1 beta chain. Gene Ontology annotation, molecular function: MHC class II protein complex binding. The transcript has 6 exons. The record is from RefSeq and is a predicted model, not a curated record. Gene Ontology annotation, cellular component: MHC class II protein complex; late endosome membrane; lysosomal membrane. Gene Ontology annotation, biological process: peptide antigen assembly with MHC class II protein complex; antigen processing and presentation of exogenous peptide antigen via MHC class II; immunoglobulin production involved in immunoglobulin-mediated immune response. The coding region runs from base 87 to 887 and encodes 266 amino acids. Lineage: Eukaryota; Metazoa; Chordata; Mammalia; Carnivora; Felidae.